AUGGCGAUGAGGUUUCUCGGCGUCAGUCAGAGAGGAAUUCUACGAGUAUCUGUGGCCGUGCAUACGAGGGCGAUAAAUACUGAUGUGGAUAGAGGUCUCCGUUUCACCUUUGUGUACACUUAUCCACCCACCAUGAAGACGCGGGUCCUCAUCAGCCCCGCCCAUCAGCCCAUGGCACUAACCUCCCUCGUACUCACACUCCUCCUUGGUGCGUCCUGCGCCUUCGCCCUGGCUCUCCCGACCGCCGAUCUCGAAACAGCUUCGAGUGAGGUGCGAGCGAAGCGGUACUUCGGUCGGCCGGAUGGAAUUAAUGAUUAUUUCGAAUUCGGUGGAGUCUUCGAUGCCAAUAGCAACAAUUUCGGCAACAGGGAUGAUUUUGCGGGGAAGCCGGAUCGAAAUGUUCUUACGGUGUAUGAGACGCUCACCGUCACUCACACUGAUUACCAGAAGCUGGAACUGACGAAAACGCAGACUGAAACGAGUAUUAGUUACGUCACGCAUCAAAGCACUGAGUACAUCACACAGAUAAGCCCGAAGUGGAUUUCACAAGUAGAAGGAAAUAGUGGCUUUGACAAUAGAGGAGAGGAAAAGAGGGUCAAUUACAUCUCUUCAUCACCUCUUGCGUGCAUUCCAUCUGACUGUGGACAGUUGUGUUUAGUGCAUUCCUCCAUAUCUCUAGGUCAUCCGUUAACUGUCCAUUACCAAGGCAUCAGGGAAACGAGUUAA
Molecule: messenger RNA, 726 nt
Organism: Penaeus monodon (black tiger shrimp)
Lineage: Eukaryota; Metazoa; Arthropoda; Malacostraca; Decapoda; Penaeidae
Exons: 5
Coding region: 1-726 (241 amino acids)
Source: RefSeq, a predicted model, not a curated record